AUGACAAUCCAGACCACAGAGAUGCAAACGGCAUUCGUUACCGACCACAAAACAACCACUCAACACACUUUACAAAUGGUCACCAAAACCGUCAAGGAAGCAGGAACGACUACAGUGACUUCGACGGAAGUGGGUUGCAGUACGGUGACGAAAACGACAACGAGUAUGUCGCUAACAACAACGAUAAACUGGGUUUCCGCUACCAAGUCUUCUGAAACUGCUCCUCCACCUCCACUCCCAUCAUCCUCAGAUUGUGGAAGUGCAAGUUGCACAGUCACAACCACAAAAGCCACCGACAUCGACAUGCCCACCACCACCACUCCCGCCGCCAAACCCGCCAAAAUCUCCGGCCACGAUAUCGUCCAAGCAGUCCCCGAACGAGAAAUGAACAAGAUUUUCGAAAAGACAACAAGAAAGGAAUAG
Aureobasidium uvarum is the source of this 423-nucleotide messenger RNA. The record is from the annotation of a GenBank genome assembly. Lineage: Eukaryota; Fungi; Ascomycota; Dothideomycetes; Dothideales; Saccotheciaceae.